AUGACAAAGUCAUCGGGAAAAAAGAAUAAAGAACCAGAACUAUCAGAGGUCUUAAAAAAAUGGCUCGAACCGCGAAUUCGACCAAAAUUAGCGGCCGGUCUAAGUUUGGAACAAGCAUGGGAAGACUUGGUUAAAGAUAUAGUCAUUAAAGCUUUAUCGCCGUUGCCGCUAAAAGUGUUUGCGAGUGCAAUUCAACGUCUUCAAGAGCUCGAUGAAGCAGCACGGCUGGCAUUGGUGGAAAAGCUACUUACCAUUUCACCUAAUCCCGAAUGUGCACCACCUGAUCGAGCUGAGCGUAUCCGUAAUACUUUGUUGACGGUUUUGUCCCCUCAAAAUGGGCCUGAAGGCUCGGGUACUUUUAUCGAGGUCGAUGAAGAUUUCAUGAAUAUGGUACGAACUGUGCUUGAGCAUUCACACAGAGAUUGGGCCAGUGCACGCGACGUACUUCAACGUUUUCUUAAAGACUGCACUACAAAAUUCAAUGGCGAUCGUAAUGUUUUUAUUGUGUAUCCUCGUUUAUCUAAUAUUGUACGUGAUGUAUUUCAAGAUAUACAUGAACAAAAGAGUCUCAAUUAUUUUUAUGCAUGCAUGCAAGAACUUGCUGCUGCAAAAGGACACAAAUUAAUGGAACUAGUAAAGAUUAAUAUUGCUAAAGAAGAUAAUACACAUCUCGAUAAAUUCUUACGAAUAGUGUUUCCUAAAGGAAUUCCUGAUGAUCCAGUGAUAAAAAACCCGAAUAAGAGUGAUGACAGCAAUGAUGAGCCUCCUAAACACAAAUUUUCGUUAAGACCGCGUACUCGAUAUCGACCGCCUCAACAAUUGCUAAGACCAAGAUGGCAUAACCAGCAGCAAAUGCUUCUUCGAACGUUAUUGGAGGAACCUUCACAUAUGCUUCCGCGCACAGAGCUAAUCGCUCGUGCUCUGGCAAAAGACGCGGAAAUGAGUGCGCGUGAAGGUUUACCUCGAUGUUUUACUGGACAGACACCUAAAAAUUCUGCUAGUGCUUGUCUUACUACGAAUGCUGAAAAGUAUUUUGUGCUGGUGAAACAAACUGGAACCCAAAAUUCAUGGUAUAAACUUUCCUUUAUACCCGGAGAUUUGGACGAUGCCAUCGUGGCCUAUAAUAGCUGGAUGAAGCAGUUAAUUGAACAUGAUUGGCCUUUAUGCUUUGGAAAGACGAAAAAGUCUAAACACGGUAUCGAUCUCAUAAAAAGUCCACGCGCGGUUGUUUUGAGUGUAGGUGCCAGCAACGAGAAGCACUUACGGUGCAGACGUUGCGGUCCAGAAAUAAAGGCGUGUGAUAUGAAACUACCAUCUUGCACAAAGUGCAAAUCUAAAGGGGUUCUUUGUGUAUAUCCCAUGCGUGCAGGAGUACACAGGGAUAAUUCUCGGCUUAAUAAUACUUAUAAUACAACAAUCAAAUCUUCUCCUUCGAAGUACAAGGAGAUGCCGCCCACCACAAUUUCUCUAAGAACAAAGUCACGCGAGAUGACCGACUCUUAUGAAAAGAAGGUAAGAAAUAAGAUUUCAAAUGAUAUUGAGGCCGCUAGUCAAGAAGAAAUACUCGCUGGUCUUGAUUUAACGGGUGUCCCCACGAGUUUAAAUGAUAUUGUCGAAGUUCGACCCUCUACAAUUCCUAAUGCUGGGCGGGGUUUAUUUGCCACACGAAAUAUUCCAAUGAGUACUCCAUUAGGAUUUUAUUUUGGUAUACCUACAAUGGAACAUGAAUUUGAUUUAUACAAAGAUAAUGUUGGUAAAGCAUCGCACUAUUCAAUGAGAUAUCGUCACACAAUACUUGACGCCACUGACGAACAAGGUGAACCAUUCACCGAUCCAAAUGGGAAAAUAUACUGUCCUUUUCAUUUUAUGAACGAGGAUCCAUUUGGAAAUAUGGUGUUUUUGGAAGGAAAUGAAGUGAACCAAGUUAUUUGCUGGACUAAAAGAGACAUACAAAAAGGUGAAGAAUUAUUCGUAUAUUAUGGAGGUGAAGUUGAUCGGGGACAUUGGGGAACAAAGUCAAACAACGGCGGUGGAGGAGGAGGAAGCGGUGAUGCAGAAGAAGAGGAGAAAACUGAAGAGUCAGAUGAACAAGAGUUUCACGAUGAAGAUAAAAAUGUAGUAAAAAGCAUUCCAAAGCGACGGAAAAGAACCAACAAUAAUAAUAAAUCUAAUGGGAAAAAUAGCAAUAAUACGCCGCAUUCUUAUAAUUCCUCCUCUUAUGUUAGUACCAACGAUGAUGAAGAUGAAGUAAUUAUCAAGAUUGAAGAAGAUUAA
This is a messenger RNA of Ambispora leptoticha, 2274 nucleotides long. The record is from the annotation of a GenBank genome assembly. NCBI's taxonomy places the organism in Eukaryota, Fungi, Glomeromycota, Glomeromycetes, Archaeosporales, Ambisporaceae.